AAAUACUCACCUCCUAUAAUCUUUUCAAUAUCAACCAAACCCAAAAUCCUACUUAAAACUACUUAGUAGAAAAUGGCUUCUAAGAAAACCACCUGCCUUGCUCUCUUUCUUCUUGUAAACAUUCUUUUUUUCUCUCUUGUGAGUGCAUCGUCUAAACCAACGCCAAAGCCGCCAACGCCAAUGCCGAUGCCGACGCCGAUGCCGACGCCAACGCCUGUGCCGACGCCGACGCCAACGCCAACCCCGAGCCCCAGCUCCCAAGACAAGUGCUCUAUUGAUACUCUCAAAUUAGGUGUUUGUGCUAAUGUUCUUGGCAAUUUACUUGGAGUUAUAAUUGGAAAUCCAUCAAAGAAACCUUGUUGUUCUCUCAUUCAAGGACUUGUUGAUCUUGAUGCUGCUCUUUGUUUAUGCAUUGCCAUUAACGCAAAUGUUCUUGGAAUCAACCUUAAUGUCCCUAUUUCUCUAAGCCUUCUUCUCAAUGCUUGUGAUAAAAAAGUUCCAUCUGGCUUCCAGUGUCCUAAUUGAACAACCUAGCUAUGCAUUUCUCAUGUAAGGAUAAUUAUAUUCCAGUGUGUGGUAAUUAACUCUUUGUUGUUAUGGUUGUGUAAUAAGUGGAAUUGAUCGAGUAUCUUGAAAUAAGUUCCUCUUUGAAUUUCAUAA
Molecule: messenger RNA, 660 nt
Organism: Lycium ferocissimum
Lineage: Eukaryota; Viridiplantae; Streptophyta; Magnoliopsida; Solanales; Solanaceae
Product: lipid transfer protein EARLI 1-like
Exons: 1
Coding region: 73-525 (150 amino acids)
Source: RefSeq, a predicted model, not a curated record